Molecule: messenger RNA, 1780 nt
Organism: Lutra lutra (Eurasian river otter)
Lineage: Eukaryota; Metazoa; Chordata; Mammalia; Carnivora; Mustelidae
Gene: PARP16
Product: poly(ADP-ribose) polymerase family member 16
Exons: 6
Coding region: 582-1493 (303 amino acids)
Biological process (GO): endoplasmic reticulum unfolded protein response
Cellular component (GO): endoplasmic reticulum tubular network; membrane; intracellular anatomical structure
Molecular function (GO): NAD+ poly-ADP-ribosyltransferase activity; protein serine/threonine kinase activator activity; kinase binding
Source: RefSeq, a predicted model, not a curated record
CCUGCCGCGGGCAGGGCACCUCGGGCUGACGUGCACAGCUCGCGGAACGCAGGCGGCGCCAGGGGCAGCCGGGCGAGCGCCGGGGCUUCGGCGGUGCAGGGCGGGAGGCGGAACAGGAAGGCACAGGCGGCGCAGCAGCUUCUCCCGGCGCUGAGAGGGGGCUCGUGGUGCCCGCCCCACCCCUGCUGCCCCAGGCUCCUGUAGAGGACACGUGUCAGCACGUUCCCGCCGUUGUCGUCUCAUCCCAUGUCAUAGCCCCUCCCCGGGGCCUGGGACACCCCCUCCUCCGGCCCCAUUAUUCCCAGGCCCAACCUCCCACGCAGAACCGAGGUCCCGGCCGGGUCCUUUUCCUCCACCGGCCCGUCUCCCCAGCCAGCGAGCGCCCCGGCCCGGCCCCCAGCCGAAGACACUUGACACACGGUCUUACCCCUGUCAUCUUAUCCCUCAGCCUAGUUCCACCCCGGGCCUGGGAACCCUGGUGUCCUUGGCCCAUUGUUCCUGGGCCCGGCUCCGCACUGACCGCAGGCUCGGCCCUAGCCCCUGACCCGCGCGUCUCCCCCGGCAACGCGCCGCCACCCGGGAUGCAGCCGGCAGGCUGGGCGGCGGUCAAGGAGGCGGCGGGCCGCGACGUGCUGGCUGCCGACCUCCGGUGCAGCCUUUUCGCCUCGGCGCUGCAGAGCUACAAGCGCGACUCGGUGCUGCGGCCCUUCCCCGCGUCCUAUGCCCGCCAGGACUGCAAGGACUUUGAGGCCCUGCUUGCAGAUGCCAGCAAGUUACCCAACCUGAAAGAACUUCUCCAGUCUUCUGGAGACAAAGACGUACGGGCCAGGGAUCUGUUCGAAAAGAUCCAAAAGCUGACUGGUGCCCCUCACACGCCUGUCCCCGUGCCGGACUUCCUGUUUGAAAUUGAAUACUCCAACCCAGCGAACGCCAAAUUUUAUGAGACCAAAGGAGAACGGGACCUAAUCUACGCCUUCCACGGGAGCCGCCUCGAAAACUUCCAUUCCAUCAUCCACAAUGGGCUGCAUUGCCACCUGAACAAGACGUCCUUGUUUGGGGAAGGGACCUACCUCACCAGUGACUUGAGCCUGGCCCUCAUUUAUAGCCCCCACGGCCUGGGAUGGCAACACAGCCUCCUUGGCCCCAUCCUCAGCUGCGUGGCUGUGUGUGAAGUCAUUGAUCAUCCAGAUGUCAAGUGCCAAAUGAAGAAGAAGGAUUCCAAGGAGAUAGAUCGCAGGAGAGCAAGAAUCAAAUACAGCGAAGGGGGAGACGUCCCCCCAAAGUACUUUGUGGUCACGAAUAACCAGCUCCUGCGAGUGAAGUACCUGCUGGUGUACUCACAGAGGCAGCCCAGCAGGGCUUCCAGCCAGCUGUCCUGGUUUUCCAGCCAUUGGUUUAUGGUCAUGAUAUCCCUGUAUCUGCUGCUGCUGCUUAUUGUGAGUGCCAUCAAUUCCUCAGCUUUCCAUCACUUUUGGAAUCGUGCAAAGAGAUAAUCCCUUGGGGCCUGGUGUGGGGGCCACCUCAAUCACGUGCCUUACGAUAUAAUCUGUUCUGUAUCUCCCUUGCCCCAUGUGCAACCGGGUGGAGUCUGGGGGCCAGCUGGGGACCACAGGACAAUUUUCAUACACCAUAAAUGUAUUGAUUGCCUUUGACAAUGCUCCCGGCCACACUCUGGUCAGUGGGGACCAUGAGGCUCCUCACUCUGAGGUUUCAGGGGAGUCCUCCUGUCUGCUCCUUCCUAAACAAUCCUAGGGAGUUGGCUUUUCCGCCAGGGCCAAAG